AUGUUCACAGGAAUUGGAACCAGGUUACGCCAACGUAUUCUACUACCAACAAGGCGGUUCUACAACCCAUACUUGAAAAAACGUCCAAUUUGGAGCCAACCUACGACAAUAAUGACUACUUUACACGAUUCAAACAAUGACACGACGCUGAAUCCUCCUGCAGCUCUGAUACCGGGUGCGUUGAAGCAACCUAUCGUAUGGAUCGAUUGUGAAAUGACUGGACUUGACCAUAUCAAUGACAAAAUCAUCGAAGUAUGUUGUAUCAUCACAGAUGGACAACUAAACGUCGCUGACGAAGAUGGGUACGAGAGUGUAAUCCAUUACGAUAAAUCCAUCAUGGACAACAUGAACGAAUGGUGUAUCAACCAGCAUGGAUUUAGCGGUCUAACUCAAAAAGUACUGGAUUCGGUAAAGACUAGAGAACAAGUGGAGGAAGAGCUAUUAAAUUAUAUCAAGAAAUGGAUUCCAGACCAGAGACAAGGUGUGCUAGCCGGAAAUUCGGUACACAUGGACCGAUUAUUCAUGUUGAACGAGUUCCCGAAAGUGAUUGAUCAUUUGUUCUAUAGGAUUAUCGAUGUAUCUAGUAUCAUGGAAGUGGCGCGCAGGCAUAACCCACAACUAGCAAGCGUUACGUACAAGAAAAAGGGCGCACACACAGCCAAGGCGGAUAUCCUGGAGAGUAUUGAACAAUUGAAGUUCUACGAAAACCAUUAUUUCAAAAAUGACACCGAAACGAAAGAAUUCGUUGACAGAAGGAAGGCUGAGAUACAAAGAGAAGCUGAGAAUGCGAAGGAAAAAGAAGAUAACAAGAGAGAUUCCGAGGGAAAUCCCGAAUUAGAAACUUCGUCCCAACCCGAGAAGAAAAUCAAACUUGAUUCUGCAGAUGACAGCAGCAAUAAUGUCAUAACAUCAGCCAGAUGA
Kluyveromyces lactis is the source of this 921-nucleotide messenger RNA. RefSeq names its product Rex2p (gene REX2). The coding region runs from base 1 to 921 and encodes 306 amino acids. The transcript has a single exon. Lineage: Eukaryota; Fungi; Ascomycota; Saccharomycetes; Saccharomycetales; Saccharomycetaceae. The record is from RefSeq and is a predicted model, not a curated record. Gene Ontology annotation, cellular component: mitochondrion. Gene Ontology annotation, molecular function: nucleic acid binding; 3'-5'-RNA exonuclease activity.